Hyla sarda is the source of this 3267-nucleotide messenger RNA. RefSeq names its product protein spire homolog 1-like. Gene Ontology annotation, biological process: actin filament network formation; establishment of meiotic spindle localization; actin filament polymerization. The transcript has 16 exons. Bases 493 to 2490 code for a protein of 665 amino acids. Gene Ontology annotation, molecular function: actin binding. The record is from RefSeq and is a predicted model, not a curated record. NCBI's taxonomy places the organism in Eukaryota, Metazoa, Chordata, Amphibia, Anura, Hylidae. Gene Ontology annotation, cellular component: cytoplasmic vesicle membrane; cell cortex.
GCAGUUUUCCAAAAACUGCCCAAAAAAAAAAAAGCCAAGUGGAAACCUAGCCUUUCACUGUGUUCCACCCAUUUACUCCAGUGGGUAAAUCGGGGGGAGGUGUAUUUAGCAAUUUUUUGGGUAUCUUUGCACCAAAGUUUUCAUUUUGGCGAACGGCCUUCGAUAACUUUGGCAAGAAUAAAGUCAAUUCCAGUCACAGCUUUUUUCUAAUCAACUAAAAAAGAAACCAAGAGUUUUUUGCCACCAGUUUUUAAAUACGGUAAAGCAGACUGCAGUUUUGCAGCAAUUUGGCUCUGGCCCUGCGGCGUGCAUGCAAGUGUAGACGAAGGGUUAAUGCUGGGGGCUGAUUGUGGAGAUUGGAGUGGCCUGUGGUCUAUAAAGGAAGAGGAUGGGGGUCUGGUAAAAGCCUGAUGUUCAUAUGAUAGUCUAGUGCUGGUUGUGGAUCAUACAUUGACUUAUUAUAAGGCGGGGGAGAAACUUUUGAGGGGGACUAUGAAUGAGUGGGGUCCCACAGGGCUUCACAGUAAAGUGAAGCUCCAGGACAUAUUACAGGAGACUAGACAGCCGGUCAGCGAGGAGCAGGCCUGGGCCUUGUGCUACCAAUGCAGCUGUAAACUGAAGCAGAUGAUACUGGGGGAUGGCUAUUUCCCUGAGCUGAGGGGGACAGAGGACAUCUACAUCCACCAAGACGGGGCGGUGUCUUUUGUUGACUCGUCUGAUACCAAGUGCCGAAACGUGUCCGAGACAAGGGUCAUAGAGCGUCUGGGGAAGGCUGUGUACUCUGCUCUGGAUUGGGGUCUCAGCAGUGAGAUUGAGCGAGUUCUCAGUGACCCUCUGAACAGCCUACUCUUCUAUAUGCUCGGCCUAAACGCAACCAGAAGCAGCCCCUUCGCAGAACGGGGGCAAGCAGUCACUCUGAAUUACAUCAUUAAGGAAUGUGUUGAGAGGCUAUUUGUACCAUUGGAGGCAUCCACUCACUACAGAACAGUCUGCCGCAUGCAACACGCUGAAUUUAAGGACAUUUACAAGCUCCUGCGGACCAUACAGAUCUCCAAGCAGAGCUUGAGGAGAUUGGAUUCUCAUGAAGAACAAGUAGAGGGCAUCAUUGUGAUAUCUGAUAACUGGAGUACCCUGUGGAGAAAUGUAAUGAAUGAGCUUCGUCAUGGGGUCAGUCUCCGCAGCGUUGACCAACGCUCUUACAAUGCAUUGCCCAUACACUACACGCUUACUCCAUAUGAACUUUUGAUGGAUGACAUCCGGUCUAAAAGAUACACGCUGCGGCCUGUGGAGGAAUGUGAUCAGAAAAAGCCCAGCAGAAGUGAAGACAACGUAAUUUUGGACCUGAUUCGGACACAUACACUGAAACCGGCAUCAGAGAGAAAGCUAAAGGAACGAUCCCAGGAAGAGCCGAGCCUGCAUGACCUGUUGAUGUCCGAGAUCAAAUCUUCCAAGAAUCUCAGAUCAACCUUGGAUGUACACAGAAAUGCAGUGCAAGAUGAAGAAUUUAAAAUUUCCAGCAGCUUGUGUUCAGUGCAGCGUGAAUAUUCUUCUUACAGUUGCCGGACGGGGAAUAAGUGGAGUAUGCUUCCAGUCGCUGAUCCGCUGGACAAUGGAAUUUAUGGCAGAAUCAGCUGGCACCCUGAAUUCAGCUCUGACUCCUCACCUGAACACAAGUUUUUUGACCUAACAUCAAGCAGCACUGGUAAUGGAAGAUUUUUAGAAUGCCUACAUUCACAAGACUCAACCAUUAAAUCACCACUUUAUUUAGUACUUGAGGAUUUGUCCUUUUUCCCUGUUCUGACGUCCUCCCAAGUGGACCUAAGAAUGAACAGUAUGUCAAGUUGUGAGCAGACAUCGUACACCCACAAGAGGUCAAACUCCUAUGAGAGCUCCUACCAACGCAGCAGCUAUAGGCAGAGUCGGUAUACUCCAAGGAUUUGCCUACCCCUCACCAUCUCGGAGUUGAUCCCUAAACGAAGAGAAAUUGUGAAAACUGAGAUGCUUGCACAAGCGUUAAGUAAAGAUUUCCCUGGGCACAAGGCUUGUUCAAGCUGCUACCGGAAAAGACUCUUCUUCACCUGGCUGUUCUCAUGCAAAUUAUGUGACAGGACUAUUUGCCCCGAUUGUAAUGUUGAGAUGUUGAUGCCUUUCAAACAAUGCAUGCAUCUGCCAGUCAGCUUCUUUAAAGUUCUAGUGUUGUCUGGAGGCAAUGAUCCUUUCUCCCAAGCACAGAAAAAACAGAUGUUGUAUCGGGAGGUCAUGCACUGGGAUUGCUCCAGUGUCCCCCUGAUCUUUGACCCCAAAGACGAAGCGGAAGACCAUUCCUUUCGCAAAAGGCUCACUCACAACUGGACUUCCAUGGACAUUUGUAUAAAAUGUGAGGAAUUUAUCUUGGAUGUUCUAGAGAAAAGCCACCAAAGGGAAUUCCCAGACAGCUUCUGGAAGUCUCGAAGCAUCUCCGAAUCUUCUGCCAUCCUGUUAAGACAUUAACAAAAACAGUCAAGAAUUGGGGCCUUCACUUCAAGUGUAGAUUUGUUCCAGAGUAACCUUGUUUUAUGAACUCUACUGACCUUAAUCAACUCAAAAGAUGAAGGUGACCUGACCACAAGGGUCUUUUUAAAGAACUUUGUAGCUUUAUUUGUCACGUUCUGAUGAGGUCCAUCUGAAUAAAAUUUUGACAUUUUUACUUCAAGAUAGUCAGAAAACCCCAAAACUUUUUUUUUUUCUUCUUUGACAUUCCCUACACCCUGGUGGGUUGAAGGGUCCAUAAUUCCAAAAUGUAAAUUAUUUAUUUAUUUAUAGCCUAAAGGUCCAUAAUGGCUACUUACUGACAACACAUGAGGGUGGGGUGGGGGUAAUAACCUGGUGAUGGGGCGGAUAACGUCAGCAAUAUAUUCACAAUAUUUAGGAAAUGAUAAUAAUAAUUUGUCUAAUAUAAUAUAAACGCAAAUUCAUUGUUUUUUUUUUUGCACUUAAAGUCUGGUUCUAAUGUGUGAAUCGCUGGACACAACACCUGCAUGAGGGGGGGGGGGGGGGUGCAAUGGCAAUUGGAAGGAUUUUGGAUGUAACUUUUUUCCCUCUUUUUUUCACUUUUUGUUUUAUGGCUGUUUUCGAAGUAUUUCUACUGCUUUUAUUCUGACCUUUAUGGUAAAUGCUUGAGUAAGAAUGUAUAUUCUGUUAACUGCAAUCUGGGAAAAUAAAGCGUAUGAUGAAGAAUAUGACGGUCAAUGUGUGGAGUUGGUACCAUGUCAAGGUAAAUAAAAAUUG